Messenger RNA from Ahaetulla prasina, 2135 nucleotides. Its product is annotated as olfactory receptor 51B6-like. The record is from RefSeq and is a predicted model, not a curated record. Gene Ontology annotation, molecular function: G protein-coupled receptor activity; olfactory receptor activity. Gene Ontology annotation, cellular component: membrane. NCBI's taxonomy places the organism in Eukaryota, Metazoa, Chordata, Lepidosauria, Squamata, Colubridae. The transcript has a single exon. Gene Ontology annotation, biological process: G protein-coupled receptor signaling pathway. The coding region runs from base 1185 to 2135 and encodes 316 amino acids.
UCUAGAAUGAGUUUGACUGCAUCCCUGAGAUCAGAAGACGAAGAGGACAUCAUAAAUAAAAGAAUAACUCAGAUGACUAGAAGAUCAUCUCCAUAUCAUAUUUCCGCCCCCCUCCCCUCACACACACACACACACACACACACACACUAAAGCACAGGGACUCAAUCCCAGCCCACCCUUCCUAUGCCAAGGCAAGGGGAAUAACUAAGUUUUAAUUGUUUAUAGACAGUCCGUAAGAUGGGCACAGGGUAGCCCUCUGGGGGAAGGUCAUCCCAAGGGCAGGGGACGUACAGGAAAAUGGCAGGACUUCUUCCACCUUUAAGCCACUUCACAAUCGUUCAAAGUUACAACUGACACCCCAAAACUAUAUAUGACCAAGGAAGGUAGGAAGGAGGGAGGGAGGGAGGGAGGUGCUCCAGCAACAGCUUAGUGAGGCCAACAGUAGAUAGUCUGGAUGAUAUAGCAGUCCAUUGUAUGUUCCCAUUAUGGGACUGCAGCAUUCUUUCCUGACACUUCCUUCACCUGGGAGACUGCACAAGGCGCCUGAGCUGAGGUUCAGGGCUGGGAAAUGUUUGUGGUAACCCAGAGAGCCAAGACACAGCUCUCAGUCUCCAUGGAUUCCCUUCUACUCUUGGCUGAAGAAUCCCAGAUGCCUCACCUCAACCACCAUCUCCCCUUAUAAGGACUUUUGCAACUCAGGUUACAACCAUCACUAAGAAUAAAUCUUGUCCAAAGAAGAAGAGGGAAAACAUUGAAUUGUCCCUUCUAGUCUCUCACGCAGCACCUCUUGAUUGCCUGGUUUGGAGAAGAGACGAGGGUCUCUUGAAGAAAACUUGCCUUGAUGCACUGAAAUAGACAACUUCCCAGUUAAAAAUAAGGAAGAGGUGAUGCUUCUGGGUCAACCUCCUGGCCCAAGGAGGAAUCGGGGGAGAUCAUCCGCAUGAUAUUCAAGAGCUGCAGAGUCCAUUUGGUUCUUCUGUGAAGGAGAAUCUCAAGAAGGUUGUGUGAUAAUUCAGCCUUUUAGAGAGAGGCUGAUUUCCUUCCAUCCUGAAGGGUGACCGCAGAGGCACGAAGCUUUCAAGGGCAGGUAGGUGAGGGAAGGCAAAGCUUAGACCACGGAGGCACAGAGAAGGAAAGGCAUUAGAUCAGUGGAGGGCAGCCGCAGGCGCACGCUGUGACUCGCCAUGGCAUCAGCUACCGUCACCAAUGUCAGCACGGUAGUGUUUGCCCUGGAUGGCUUUCCUGGUCUGGAGACAGCUUACGGCUGGAUUGGCAUCCCCAUCUUCUGUGUCUACUUGGUUGCCGUGCUGGGCAACUGCUCCAUUCUCUACAUUAUCUGGACAGAGCCAAGCCUGCAUCGGCCCAUGUAUCAGUUCUUGGCCAUGCUGGCUGCCACCGACUUGGGCCUCUGUGUCAUCACCAUGCCCACCGUGCUGGGAGUCCUCUGGUUCCGCCUGAGGCAGAUUGGCAGCCAGGCCUGCAUUGCUCAAGCCUUCUUCCUCCACUCCUUUUCCCUCAUGGAGUCAGCUGUGCUCUUUGCCAUGGCGAUGGACCGCUUUGUGGCUAUCAGGUACCCUCUGAGGUACUCUGAGCUGCUGACCACCACCAGAGUCAUGCAAUUUGGGCUUGCCCUCUUUCUGAGGAGCACCCUUUCCUUACUGCCCGCCUUUUGUUUCCUUGCAAAGUUCCCCUACUGCGAAGAUCCUACGUUGUCCCACUCCUAUUGUCUGCACCAGGAUCUGAUUCGCUGGGCUUGCAGUGACACCACUUUCAACAACCUCUAUGUCCUGGUCCUGAUCUUCCUCAGCAUGGGCUCAGAUCUCCUCUUCAUUCUCCUGUCUUACAGCCUGAUCCUGAAGGCAGUCCUGGGCAUGGUGUCCAGUGGCCGCAGCCCCCUCAAGGCCCUGAGCACCUGUGUCUCCCACCUCUGUGCUGUCCUGGUCUUCUGUGUUCCUGCGCUUGGACUGUCCAUCAUACACCGGUUUGGGCAGCAUGCGCCUCCCUUUGUCUACGUCCUCAUGGGUAACGUCUACAUCCUGUUUCCACCAUUGAUGAAUCCCAUAAUUUAUAGCAUGAAAACCAAGGAGAUCUCUGGACGGCUCCUCCAAAUGCUCAGAAACCUCUGGAUGCUGUAG